This is a messenger RNA of Manis javanica (Malayan pangolin), 3658 nucleotides long. Lineage: Eukaryota; Metazoa; Chordata; Mammalia; Pholidota; Manidae. The record is from RefSeq and is a predicted model, not a curated record.
UUCAGAACUGCCCUCUUGCGCUAUUCAGGAACAUCUUGGGACCGCACUGUAGAAACACUCAGGGACACCGUUGGUAAGAACCGAAGAUGGUGUCUGGUGGUUCCGCAGUUCACUUCGCUUCUCCGGAGCAGUCCCUGAGGUUGCAAGGAUUUGCGGCGAGAACACCUCCCCUUCCCUCGGAGCGCACGGGGCCUUUCGAGCUGAUACAGCGGGCGGAGGAGAAGGCAGGCGGUGCGGUGGGCGGGCCCAGGGCGGGCGGCGCGGUGGGCGGGGCCUGGGCGGGCGGGAUGCACGUCCCCGGGUGCCCGUGCGCCCGGAGGCCGCCUCGCUGUGCCGAAGAGCUGCCGCGCCGAAAGCCUCGGGAAGGACGAGGAACGGCGCGAGGCCGGGCACGAUAUGCCUCCCGCUGCCGUGGUCCCCGCUGGCGCCUGCGCGCCCGCGGCCUCGGAGUCGCAGUCCGGCCGCGGGCAGGCAGCGCUUUGAGGCCCCAGGAGGGCCUCAGCGCCGGCACUCGCCGCCUUCCCCGCCACCUGCGGCUCCGCCUCGGCUCGCUUCCUCAGCCGCCGGCCGCCAUGGCGUGUGCCGCCCGGCAGAGCGCAGGCUCGGGACACACGGGACCUCCGCGGCACCGGGCGCUGCGCGGCCUGCUGUUGCUCUGUCUGUGGCUGCCGAGCGGCCGCGCGGCCGGACCGCCGUCCGCGUCGCUGUCCGAGCUGCACGCGCAGCUCUCGGGCGUGGAGCAGCUGCUGGAGGAGUUCCGCCGGCAGCUGCAGCAGCAGCGGCCCCAGGAGGAGCUGGAGCUGGAGCUGCGCGCGGGCGGCGGCCCCAGGGAGGACUGCCCGGGCGCGGGCGGCGGCGGCUACAGCGCCAUGCCCGACGCCAUCAUCCGCACCAAGGACUCCCUCGCGGCCGGCGCCAGCUUCCUGCGGGCGCCGGCGGCCGUGCGGGACUGGCGGCAGUGCGUGGCGGCCUGCUGCUCCGAGCCGGGCUGCUCCCUGGCGGUAGUAGAGCUGUCUCCGCGACCCGCGCUGGGCUGCUACCUCUUCAACUGCACCGCGCGCGGCCGCAGCGUCUGCAAGUUCGCGCCGCGCCGCGGCUACAGCAGCUACAGCUUCAGUCGCAUCCGGCAGGGCGGGCAGGAAGGCCAGGAAGCUGGCGUCCCGGCCACGGCCCGGGCCUCGUCUCGGCUGGAAAAAGACAAUCCCCCGCUUAGCAAGGCCGGGCAGGACGUGGUUUUGCAUCUCCCCAUGGAUGGGGUGAUUUUGGAUGGCCGCAGGAGCACAGAUGACCACGCCAUCAUCCAGUAUGAGUGGACACUGCUGCAGGGUGACCCCUCAGUGGACAUGAAAGUCCCUCAACCAGGAACCCUGAAACUGUCCCACUUACAGGAAGGAACGUACACCUUUCAGCUCACUGUGAUGGACACUGCCGGCCAGAGAAGCUCUGACAAUGUCUCCGUGACCGUGCUUCCCACGACCUUCUCCACAGGAGGAUGCCUCAACACUUGCUCACGCUACCACUUCUUCUGUGAUGAUGGCUGUUGCAUUGACAUCACACUGGCCUGCGAUGGAAUGGAGCAGUGUCCUGAUGGGUCGGACGAAGCUUUCUGUCAAAAUUUGAGCCUUGACCAGAAGAAGGUGACUCACACAGCAACUGCCCAGCCUAGAACCACAGGACAGAGCAAAGACACAGCAGGGGGCUCCUUAGCGGAGAAGUCCCAGAAAGCCACUGCCCCAGACCAGCCACCUGUGUCAUCACCCACAGAAAAGAGGAAUCAUUCUGCCUUCGGGGCACCAGAGAAUCAAGCUGAUCCUGUAAAACCAGGUAAGGACUUAAGGCAGGCUCUCCACAAAGAGACUCAUUUUCUUGGCUCAAAAUUAAGGUUGUGUUUGAAGAGAUGCCUCAACACUUGCUCACGCUACCACUUCUUCUGUGAUGAUGGCUGUUGCAUUGACAUCACACUGGCCUGCGAUGGAAUGGAGCAGUGUCCUGAUGGGUCGGACGAAGCUUUCUGUCAAAAUUUGAGCCUUGACCAGAAGAAGGUGACUCACACAGCAACUGCCCAGCCUAGAACCACAGGACAGAGCAAAGACACAGCAGGGGGCUCCUUAGCGGAGAAGUCCCAGAAAGCCACUGCCCCAGACCAGCCACCUGUGUCAUCACCCACAGAAAAGAGGAAUCAUUCUGCCUUCGGGGCACCAGAGAAUCAAGCUGAUCCUGUAAAACCAGUUAUCCUACUUGUGGGAAUUUAUGCCAAGCACAUUACUAAGGGUAAAGUUAAAAGUUUGUACAAACACUUGGCCACACAAAUGAAUGCACACUCCAUGCAUCCAGGGCUCAGGUCAGCCCUGCACAGGCCCACAGCGGUGCGGGUGUUAGCCCGCCAUGGCACAGUGGCUGUCUUGUCCGUGGAAGUGGCUGCAGCCCUAUUUAUCACUGACCUUCCGUCUUCCCCUCACUUUUUCACAGGUGCAGUGCUCCCCCUGUCACUGGGUCUGACCAUCACUGCUUUGCUGCUUCUCAUGGUUGCUUGCAGACUGAGACUGGUGAAGCAGAAACUUAAAAAAGCUCGUCCCAUUACAUCUGAGGAAUCCGACUACCUCAUAAAUGGGAUGUAUCUGUAAGAAGUGUAAUGUAAGUAGCUGGGGGCAAGGACAUGUUUCACUUGUAACUUAUACGUAUAUUGGGUUCUGUAUAUUUGCAACCUCUUUUGUUUUUUACUGGGCUAAGAAAAUACUGAAAUCCCACAAGAUUCUGAAAAUCUCAAACCUUUUAUUUAUUGUAGAUUUUCUUGGGAAGUAUGUGAAAUAUUUUGAAACUUAAGAGAGGAAUUCUUAUGAUGAAAGGCUUUCUAAUUUUUAUUUAUGUAAGCAGUCCCUAAAAAUAGAAAUUUGUAGUUGGCCAAGGCAGAAAAUUCAGCAUGCCAAAAGGUGGCCUUCCAAUGGCAGUGCUAACCCUUUGCUUUUCAGAAACUCCUCCCCAGCUCCCGGCAGCCCUGGCUCCCUGUGCCCACUUCCCAUUCUGUGGCCCUCCUCUUCCAUUCAGCUAUGUGGUUUCCUUUCUCUUCUCCCUUCGAGACCUGUUCCUGAGAGUGGAUUUCAAUUGAGUUUCUAACUUCAAUGAAACGUUACCUAAUGGCAGGAAUAUCUAAAUUGUAAUCCUCACGGACAUGCCACCGAGGCCUCAGAGAGGGUGAAUGUGUGUUCUUCCCAAGAGUCAUGCAGUGAUAGGAAGUCAAGGUAGAUUCAGAAAACCUGGCAGGGCAAUAAUCAUCAGAAAUUUAGCUGAGGGCAAAGUGAGCGAGGAUGACAAUCGGUAUUUUCUUCUGUCUACUCAGCACUGCUUGAGUUCAGAACACAGCAGCUCAUUUACACAGUCAGUUCUCAACAUUAGCCUGUGUUCAUGGAGGAGAAAAAUGCAUUCAAGUUGAAAAGCAGAACAUUGAAUGGCUUUGGGGGAACACCUUUUGUAAAAAUGUCACAUUUAAGUAUCAGCAGGUUUUUUCACCCCAAGGAAUAAGCCAGUUUUCCCCAUUACUUCUUUAAUGCAUUAGAAUGUUAGAAUGUGCAAUGAGCUAAUGCCAGGCUUAUGUGUUCCCAGAGCAAAAAGCAGUUUUCACAAAUUCAUGUUUACAAAAAACUGGCAUCUAGCUUUGCAU